Messenger RNA from Gigantopelta aegis, 2258 nucleotides. Its product is annotated as natural resistance-associated macrophage protein 2-like. Gene Ontology annotation, molecular function: manganese ion transmembrane transporter activity; cadmium ion transmembrane transporter activity; iron ion transmembrane transporter activity. Bases 1 to 1263 code for a protein of 420 amino acids. Gene Ontology annotation, biological process: metal ion transport. NCBI's taxonomy places the organism in Eukaryota, Metazoa, Mollusca, Gastropoda, Neomphalida, Peltospiridae. Gene Ontology annotation, cellular component: plasma membrane. The record is from RefSeq and is a predicted model, not a curated record. The transcript is spliced from 11 exons.
AUGUAUUCCACGAGAGAGGAGCCUGGGGCGCCCACUGUGACCUCCUACUAUGAGUUACAGCAACCACAGGCAGUUUCCAUCAGUAUAAUCCUCAUCCUGCGAGUGUUUUACUACAGUCACACCGCAAAUAGUGUGACCCAGAGAAUUCUUCUCCUCAUCAACUCCCACAAUUAUAUCCGCGUAGCCCCAAAACAGACAGAGGUAUUGAAGGGUCUGUUCUUCCCAUGGUGCGAAGGCUGCGGGUCAAAGCAGCUUCUCCAGGCUGUCGGCAUCAUCGGAGCCAUCAUCAUGCCUCACAACAUCUACCUACAUUCAGCCCUCGUCAAGUCACGUGAUGUGAACCGAGAGAAGAAGGAGGAAGUGAGGGAGGCCAACAAGUAUUUCUUUAUCGAGGCGGCCAUUGCUCUUUUUAUUUCUUUUCUCAUCAACAUCUUUGUUGUGUCCAUAUUUGCAGAGGGUUUCUAUGGGAGAAGUGCUGCAGAAAUUUAUAACAACUGUAUCGCUCAUGGAAAUCCUCAUUCCUACGUAUUCAAUACUUCAAAUGAAGAAGUGACAGUGGAUCUCUACAGAGGGGGAGUUUUUCUGGGUUGUCAGUUUGGUCCAGCUGCAAUGUACAUCUGGGCAGUAGGCCUUUUUGCAGCAGGUCAAAGUUCAACCAUGACUGGAACGUACACUGGCCAGUUUGUAAUGGAGGGUUUCUUCAAUCUCCGGUGGAAAAGAUGGCAACGGGUUUUACUGACACGAACUAUCGCCAUCUUGCCAACUGUUCUGAUCGCAGCGUUUAAUGGAAUAGACAACCUCACAAAGAUGAACGAUUUGCUUAAUGUACUCAUGAGUCUACAACUUCCGUUUGCUCUCUUCCCCAUCCUGGCCUUCACCAGUUCCAAAGCUAUCAUGAAUGAUUUUGUCAACGGAAAAUUAAUGAAAAUCAUAUCGAGUCUGUUGACCCUUGGUGUGAUUUCCAUCAACAUAUAUUUUGUUGUUGUUUACAUCCAAGAUCUACCACAACACUGGGCGAUAUACUUUGGAGUGGCUGUUGUCAUGUUCUUUUACAUAGCAUUUGUUAUCUACUUGGCUAUUUUCUGUUUUGCAGUAGCAGGUAUUGCGAGUGUUAGUGAAUGUAAACCAUUUGGUUUGAAUUUUGGACCUAAGUAUGUUUUAGAAACAAAUAACCGUAACCAAGACGUGAAUACUGAACUGACAGAAAGUACGAGUACGCUGGAUGACAAUAACACUGAAGCAGACUACAGAUCACAUCUUUGACCUCAACACUCUGUACAACAGAUAACCACAGUGAUGGGUUCACUGUGGAAGCCAUCUUGCCAUUAGGAGAUAAACACGAAGAUUAUUCACAAUAUUUUGAUCCUGAAGUCUUAUAAAUGUAAUAAGGUACUUUUUUUUUUUUUUUUUUUUUUCUUAAACAUUUUUAUUUUUAUGGAUACAUCUCAACAUGCUCACAGGAAAGAGUGGAAGAGAUUAUCAGUGGCAGAUCCAGAAAAUCCAUUUAGCCCAAUGACAUGAGGCGGAAUGCCAAUGGAACUUUGGAGGGGAUGAAAAUUAAUAUAUAAUAAAAUUAUAACUGUAGCAAAAUUUAGGGGGCUUACCUAGAUCCGCCUCUGAUUAUGGAUAUUAAGGAGCUACUUAUAAUUUGGUAGAUCCAUAUAUCAACUGAUAUUGGGCAUCAACAAAUCACCAAUGGAAGUGAUUUAACCUUUAUGAGAUCAACCAAAAGAUUAAUUAUUUAGCCUAUUUUUUUAUUAAAGGGACAGACCCUAGUUUUUAAAUGCUACGGCACAUUUUUCACUGUUAGAGCCGUUUAUGAUCACUGAAAUCAAACAUUACUUACAUUUUAUUGUUUAGAUUAUCCAUUUCCCUACAACCAAAGUGUUUCUGGUCAUCAUGGUGUUUCUAAUACAACAAAAUGCAUUUUUCGUAUUUUAAAAAACGUAUGUGUAUUUGAGAAGUAAUAAUUAUGGAGUCGUGUUUUUAAGGGUAUGUCAAUGUCACAGAUUCCUGUUUCACUCUUGUUGUAAAUUAACCAGACUUAGUGUUCAUUUUUACGGGUUGAAAAAUAUGCUUUAGUGUUUAAAAACUAGGGUCUGUCCCUUUAACUACUGCAAUUCUGGAAACAGUAACAUACUUUAUCUCGCCUUCAUGUAAAAUUCUUUAAUCUCAUUGGUUGUUUGCCGUUGGACAAAUCCCUUAUACCCCUGUGGGCGGAGCCAAAUUCUCUUAUACCCCGUCUGUAAUUUCCAACA